This is a messenger RNA of Phlebotomus papatasi, 981 nucleotides long. RefSeq names its product enoyl-CoA hydratase domain-containing protein 3, mitochondrial. The record is from RefSeq and is a predicted model, not a curated record. NCBI's taxonomy places the organism in Eukaryota, Metazoa, Arthropoda, Insecta, Diptera, Psychodidae. Gene Ontology annotation, molecular function: hydro-lyase activity. The transcript is spliced from 4 exons. The coding region runs from base 117 to 947 and encodes 276 amino acids. Gene Ontology annotation, cellular component: mitochondrion.
UUUAUCAACAGAGUUGGUUUUGAUAUGAUAAGUUUGUGAUUAAAAUUACAAGACUAAGAGACUUGUUGAUCCAAGAAAAAGAUCAUUUCUAAAUAAUAACUCAAAAUUUUUCUGUGAUGUUUCGCAUUUUUGCCACAAAUCUCCGGCAGUUUUCAUCAAGUGCCAGGAGCAAGCUUACUUUAUGUUCUGAGAAAGAUGGUGUCAGGAAUAUUGUGCUGAAUAAUCCCAAAACUAGGAAUUCCCUAUCUCUGGAAAUGAUGAAUGAUAUUUUAGGUGAUCUAACACAUAAUCUGGAAGAUAAAUCUCUGAGGGUCAUUGUGCUAUCCUCAGUGGAGAGUCCGGUGUUUUCUGCUGGACAUAAUCUUAAGGAAUUGGCUCCAGAAAAGGGUGAGGAAGUUCAUAGGGAAGUCUUUAAUGUUUGCAAUAAGCUCAUGAUGGCUAUGAUUGAGGCUCCAGUACCGGUAAUUGGGAAAGUAAAUGGCUUGGCAGCAGCUGCUGGAUGCCAGUUGAUUGCCAAUUGUGAUAUGGUCAUUUGUUCCUCCAAGAGUUCCUUUUCAACUCCAGGGGCAACAUUUGGAGUUUUCUGCUCAACACCAGGAGUUGCAGUCGUUAGGAAAGUUUCUCGAAUGAAAGCUGCUCAGAUGUUAUUUACAGGACUCCCAAUUUCUGCCCAGGAAGCUCUCAGUUGUGGUUUAGUGAGUUCUGUGGUGCCUCCGGAAGAGCUUGAUGCAGAAGUAGACAGAAUUUGUCAGGCUAUUUCAUCUAAAAGUCGUUCUGUGAUUGCUCUUGGGAAGAAAUUUUUCCAUCAACAAGUCGAAAUGGGCACCAAGGAAGCUUUUGAGGCUGCUGGUGAGGUGAUGGUUAGGAAUUUGUCUGAACCAGAUGGGCAGGAAGGUGUAAGGAGUUUUGUUGAGAAGAGAAAACCUAUAUGGACGCAUGAGGGUUGAUAAAUAAAAAUGUUAUCGUUUUUUUUUUUUCAAA